AUGUCCGCCAUCGCCCUGGUCCUCUUGGCGUUCGCGCCCUUGGCCACCCUCGCCCAAACCUUCCAACGUCUCGGCGCCUGCCCAGACCUCGGAUGCGUUUUCCCGCCUGACCAAGCCCAUUUCCUCCCCGGCCAAAACUUUGACAUCCGCGUCGAGAUCCACGCGCCGGUGAACGGAACCGAGGCCUUCAACGACGGCGUUCCGGACCCGGAGUUUACUCUCACGAUUGCGAGCAAUAGCGUGCCUGAGGGCAAGUCUGUGACUGAGUUCUUCAGGAUCGAGGAGGAGCCUGAGCUGGAGACGUGGACUUUCUCGUGGUAUGAGGAUUUGUUUGCGCAGGAUGCGGGGAAUGCGUCCGUGGUCAAUGUUGCGUCCAAGGCGUACCGUCACUUGUCGUUAUAUGAGCCGGGAAACUACACGGUUGAGCUCAACUAUUACAAUGGCACGAAGAAGACGCUGGCUGAGUGGUUGGUUCGUCCUCUUGCUGAGGAGAAGAAGGCCAAGAAUGUCAUUUUGUUUAUUGGCGAUGGUAUGACGACGAAUAUGAUCACGGCCGCACGCCUGUUGGGUCACAAGAGCGUUAAUGGAAAGUAUCAGUCGAGGAUGCAGAUGGAUCAGUUUCCCAUCUUGGGACAUCAGAUGACACACUCCGUCGACAGCUUCAUCACGGACAGCGCCAAUUCUGCGUCCGCGCUUUACUCUGGUCACAAGGGUACAUCAGACUCCAUGGGUGUGUACUCCGACUCAUCGGCCGACAACUUUGACGACCCCAAGGUCGAGACGAUCGUUGAGAUGGUGGUUCGCGUCUGGGGAUCUGCUUGGGGCGCCGUGACCACAGCUGCCCUCGACGACGCCACUCCAGCAGCAUUGACUGGCCACAGUAGAUCUAGAUCCAACGCCGGCUCGCUGAUCGACCAAGCCCUCAAUGGCAUGACGAACUACUCUUGGAGCAGCCACCCCGGUCCCGACGUCUACUUUGGCGGCGGUGCCUCAACUUUCCUCCCCGGAGCAACGUCAUACGAGGGCAAGGACUUCUACGACGAAUUCCUCAAACAAGGCUACUCCGUGAGCUGGAACGCUACGUCCCUCCGCGAAGCACCCGUCGAUUCCCCAGCCUUGGGCGUCUUUUCCACCUCUCAUCUGCCCGUCUGGCUCGACAGGAAGAUCUUCAAAGACAACAUCGCCGAACUCAAGACCCAUCCCUCCGGAGACGGCUCGGCGCCGCUCGAUCUCCCAGGCCUGAAGGACAUGACCCUCAAAGCCGUCGACAUCCUCCUCGAGCGCAGCAAUGACACAGGCUUCUUCCUCAUGUCCGAGGGCGCCUCCAUCGACAAGCAGAUGCACGGGCUAGACUACGACAGAGCCCUCGGCGACCUCCUCGAAUUCGACACCAUCCGCGCAACGGUGAAGAAGCUCAGCGAGGCCGGUGAGCUCGAGAACACGCUCAUCGUAGUGACGGCCGACCACGGCCACGGCUUCGACGUCUUUGGCGUCGCUGAUACAAAGUACCUCGCCGCGCAGGACACGGAUCGCAAGAAGCGCGACGCGAUUGGCAUCUAUGAGCGUUCCGGCCUGUCGCAGUAUACCGUCUCCCGGCCCGAUGGCAUUGAGUACGGCACCGGUCCCAACUUCCCGUCCAACUGGAGCCCACGCUAUGCUAUUGCGCCUGCGUUUGGUGCCAACCCCGAUCGGAAUGAGAACUACCAGCUCCACGAGUCGCCGCGUCGCGUGGCGGUUAGCGGAGAGGAUGGCUAUGUUGCGAACCCCGAGGACGGCGAGGAUGGUUUCUUCGUUCCGGGUACGAUCCCGACGUCGUCUUCGUCUGGUGUCCAUUCCCUGACUGAUGUGCCCGUCUUUGCUAUGGGACCUUGCCAGGAGACGUUUGCUGGUGUGUACGACAACACGGACGUCUUCUUCAAGAUUGCUUCGUGUCUUGGACUUGGACAGUCUUCACCGACACCCAAAAGGAAGUGA
Molecule: messenger RNA, 1974 nt
Organism: Colletotrichum phormii
Lineage: Eukaryota; Fungi; Ascomycota; Sordariomycetes; Glomerellales; Glomerellaceae
Product: alkaline phosphatase
Exons: 4
Coding region: 1-1974 (657 amino acids)
Biological process (GO): dephosphorylation
Molecular function (GO): alkaline phosphatase activity
Source: RefSeq, a predicted model, not a curated record